Grus americana (Whooping crane) is the source of this 3722-nucleotide messenger RNA. It is a transcript of the gene TTC7B, whose product is annotated as tetratricopeptide repeat domain 7B. Gene Ontology annotation, biological process: protein localization to plasma membrane; phosphatidylinositol phosphate biosynthetic process. The transcript has 22 exons. The record is from RefSeq and is a predicted model, not a curated record. Gene Ontology annotation, molecular function: protein binding. The coding region runs from base 198 to 2945 and encodes 915 amino acids. Gene Ontology annotation, cellular component: plasma membrane. NCBI's taxonomy places the organism in Eukaryota, Metazoa, Chordata, Aves, Gruiformes, Gruidae.
GGCGCCGCUCCCGCCGCUCGGCCGCCAGCGCGGCGCGGGCCGCAGCCCUCAAGUUCCGCCGCUCCAGUCGCCGCCGCUGCCGCCGCCGCCCAGGCGCCCGGUGCCGCCGCCGUCCUUUCCCCCGCCUCCCUCCUUCCCGCCCGCUCCGGCCGCCCCGGCCCCUUCACCCGCCGGGGCCCGUCGGCCCGGGCCCGGCCAUGGCCACCAAGAAGGCGGGCUCGCGGCUGGAGACGGAGAUCGAGCGGUGCCGCUCGGAGUGCCAGUGGGAGCGGAUCCCCGAGCUCGUCAAGCAGCUCUCGGCCAAGCUCAUCGCUAACGAUGACAUGGCAGAACUUCUUCUUGGGGAGUCCAAGCUAGAACAAUUUUUGAAGGAAAACGCUCUUAAACAGAGUAGUAGUCCACGGGGCCCCCGGCCAAAGCUGACUGAGGUCAGGAAACAUCUCACGGCAGCACUUGAUAGGGGAAACCUAAAGCCAGAAUUCCUACAAGAAGCUAACCUAAUUAUGGCCAAAUUAAACUAUGUGGAAGGUGAUUACAAAGAAGCUCUGAACACAUAUGCUAGAGUUGGAGUUGAUGACUUGCAGCUAGCUGCAGUGCCACCAUAUAGGCUACGGAUGAUUGCUGAAGCGUAUUCUACUAAAGGUCUCUGUCUUGAGAAGUUGCCAAUUUCUUCUUCGGCUAGCAACCUCCAUGUGGACCGUGAACAAGAGAUUGUUACGUGCUAUGAGAAGGCUGGGGAUAUUGCUCUCCUGUACCUUCAGGAGAUAGAACGGAUAAUUAAUGCCAAUAUACAAAACAGAAGCCCUAAGCCAGGGCCCACUGCACAUGAACAAGAACUUGGGUUUUUCUUGGAAACGGGACUUCAGAGAGCACAUGUUUUAUAUUUCAAGAAUGGGAACUUGACGAGAGGAGUUGGUAGAUUUAGAGAGUUACUAAGAGCUGUUGAAACAAGAACUACACAAAAUCUGCGAAUGACGAUAGCAAGGCAACUGGCUGAAAUUUUGUUACGAGGCAUGUGUGAACAGAGUUAUUGGAAUCCACUGGAAGAUCCUCCCCACCAAUCACCCCUAGAUGAUCCACUUCGAAAAGGUUCAAAUACUAAGAAUUACACGCUCAGUAGAAGACCGCGGGUAUACACUGGAGAAAACAUCUUUUGUCCUCAAGAAAAUACAGAAGAAGCCUUACUGUUGCUGCUUAUUAGUGAAUCUAUGGCCAACCGUGAUGCUGUACUGAGCAGAAUACCAGAACACAAAAAUGAUCGUAUCAUCAGUUUGCAAAGUGCAUCUGUAGUCUAUGAUUUGCUUACUAUAGCCUUGGGAAGAAGAGGCCAAUAUGAAAUGCUCUCAGAGUGUUUAGAAAGAGCCAUGAAGUUUGCGUUUGAAGAGUUCCAUCUCUGGUAUCAAUUUGCAUUGUCCUUGAUGGCAGCAGGAAAAUCUGCUCGAGCUGUUAAAGUCUUGAAGGAAUGUAUACGUUUGAAACCAGAUGAUGCAACUAUUCCACUCCUUGCUGCAAAGCUAUGUAUGGGAUCUCUCCACUGGUUGGAAGAAGCUGAAAGAUUUGCCAAAACAGUUGUUGAUCUUGGGGACAAAACAUCAGAGUUUAAAGCAAAAGGCUACUUGGCACUGGGAUUGACUUACAGUCUGCAGGCUACUGAUGCAUCUUUGCGAGGGAUGCAAGAGGUCUUGCAGAGAAAGGCUCUUCUUGCAUUUCAGAGGGCUCACAGUUUGUCUCCAACGGAUCAUCUGGCAGCAUUUUACUUGGCACUGCAGCUUGCCAUAUCCAGACAGAUACCAGAAGCUUUGGGUUAUGUUCGACAGGCUCUGCAACUACAAGGAGAUGAUGCCAACUCUCUUCAUCUCCUUGCACUCUUGCUAUCAGCCCAGAAACACUAUCAUGAUGCUUUGAAUAUCAUUGAUAUGGCCUUGAGUGAAUAUCCAGAAAAUUUUAUAUUACUGUUUACAAAAGUCAAAUUGGAGUCCCUGUGCAGAGGCCCAGAUGAAGCACUCCUUACCUGUAAACACAUGCUCCAGAUUUGGAAAUCCUGCUACAAUCUCACUAACCCAAGUGAUUCCGGACGUGGGAGCAGCCUCUUAGACAGAGCUAUUGCUGAUAGACGACAGCUUAAUACAAUUACAUUACCAGAUUUCAGUGAUCCUGAAACAGCCUCUGAUACUUCCUCAUCUUCUCUCUCAAGAACUGAGUCUCCUCUCCAACUGUUUGUAUCUUCUCAUCUUCCUCAUCCUCAUCCUAAACCAGAUACCUUUGUCUGGCCCCAUGCAGCCUCUCCAUACUGUGACCAAGUUCCUGAGCCCUGUACACCUUCUCGCUGCAAUCCAUCAGAUGCUUACUUUCAUGGUUUUUACUCCCUUUUUUCAGUUUGUUCAGUCCAUGCCACAUCAAUAGCAGCUUCCAGAGUGGAGCAAGCACUGUCUGAGGUUGCUUCAUCUCUGCAAAGCAGUGCCCCUAAACAAGGUCCCCUGCAUCCUUGGAUGACUCUGGCUCAAAUAUGGCUUCAUGCAGCUGAAGUCUACAUAGGAAUUGGGAAGCCUGCUGAGGCCACAGCGUGUACCCAGGAAGCAGCUAAUCUCUUUCCGAUGUCGCACUAUGUCCUCUACAUGAGAGGUCAGGUGGCUGAACUUCGUGGAAAUAUCGAUGAAGCCAAACGCUGGUAUGAAGAGGCCUUAUCUAUUAGUCCUACCCAUGUGAAAAGCAUGCAGAGGCUGGCUCUGAUACUUCACCAGCUCGGGCGCUAUAGCUUGGCAGAGAAGAUUCUCAGAGAUGCUGUCCAGGUGAAUUCCACGGCCCAUGAGGUCUGGAACGGCCUGGGAGAGGUGCUGCAGGCUCAAGGCAAUGAUGAUGCCGCAACCGAAUGCUUCCUGACGGCGCUGGAGCUUGAAGCUAGUAGUCCUGUGGUCCCUUUUACCAUCAUUCCCAGAGUCCUUUAAGAGGGCAUCUUGAUCAACCGAUUUUGGUCUGACUUCUGGGUGAGGAAACCCAGUGUAUCAGGCUGCCUGGUAACUGGUUAGUUUGGCAAACUUUAGAGCUGCAGGUAGCAAACUCGUCUUUUGCAGGAAAGUGGCCAAAACAGUGACGUGAUGCAAUAUAGUAAUGUUAGACUGAGAGGACAAAACGGCUAGCCAGAACCAAAUCACUCAUAUCGCCUACACUUUUGCCCUGGUAGUUUUAAAACAUCAUUAUAUUGUUCAUGGAUGAUGUGCCAUAUUUUGUUAGUGAUACUUGAGUGUUACUUAAAAUUGUAAUGGAAUCAACUACCAAAUGUAGAGUAAGUUAAAAUUCAGUGGCAGAGCAGACUAUUUUUAACAAGGCUGUUAAUAAAACUGUUCUCUUCCUGCCUCUCAACCUCUUUUGGCCCCAAGUCAAAAUGUGAAUUCUCUGUUUCCAUCUCUAUUUUAGUCCAGGCCAGAAAAUCAGUUGAGUUCUUGUUUUUAGUUGUUAAUAACUGUGAUGUGUGGCUAACUGUUAUCUCUAUUUAGAGCAAAGGCUGAGUACAAGAAUAUUUAUAUUUUACCAAUGUAUGCCUGUUACAAAAAAUAUAUUAGUUAUUUAAGUUUAACUUUUUUAUGUGAAUUCAGAGUUUAUUUAUCAAUGGAAAUAUGUAAAAAGAAGCCUCAAAUGGAAUAUUUACCGACAUUCCUUAUACAUGACCCACACUUGGCUAAAUGGGAAGAUUAUGUUAAUAAUAAAAUGAUUUUUAAAUGGAA